CGCUCUGUGCGGCACUUCCUCCGAGGCCCUGUAACUAAACUGGAGCUGCGCGCGGGUCGGAAGUCCGAAAUAAAAACAACAAAACAAUAAAUAAAAAUUGUCAAACAUUUGCGAAUAUGGAUCCUUACACAGAGUAUUAAUCUGCGGGUUGAUAAAGCAGCGUUAGGACUGAUAAAUAAGCGCACAUAAGGCGAAUUGAGGGGGAGUUAGCCGCAGCUGCUAACGCACGAGACUGAUUUCAAACUCAAAACUGAUGGCAGAUUUCAUUGAUUUCAGCGUGAUUUCAGCUAUAAACUCCACACUCCAGUGAUUUUAAAGGACAGACGUGUGCGUAGUGGUGCUAGAUGGUGUUUUAGUUCUGAAGGGGUUUUAUUUAUUUUUUGGCGGCCUGUGGUGUUGAGGCCUGCUGCAUGAAGUUGAAUUAAUCAGCACAAAUCAACAUUAAAACUGAUCAGAUACAUUGAUCAAUCAGAUCCAGAGGGGUGAAAGAUGUCGGCACAGGCGCAGAUGAGAGCCAUGUUGGAUCAGCUCAUGGGCACCGGCAGAGAUGGAGACACGAUGAGACAGAGGAUCAAGUUUACAGAUGAUCGUGUUUGUAAGAGUCACCUGCUGGAGUCCUGUCCACAUGACAUCCUGUCUGGAACUCGCAUGGAUUUGGGGGAGUGUGUUAAAAUUCAUGAUCUCGCUCUGAGAGCAGACUAUGAGAUCGCCGCUAAACAGCAGGAGUAUUUCUUUGAACUGGAUGCCGUAGAGCACCUGCAGUCCUUCAUCGCAGACUGUGACAGAAGAACAGAACUGGCAAAGAAACGAUUGGCUGAAACGCAGGAAGAGAUCAGCGCUGAGGUCGCUGCAAAGGCGGAGCGUGUGCACGAGCUGAACGAGGAGAUCGGAAAGCUGCUGGCGCGUGCGGAGCAACUGGGUGGAGAGGGGAAUGUUGAGGAGGCUCAACAGGUGCUGGAGAAGGUGGAGAAAACACGCAUCCUAAAGAGAGAGGCAGAGGACAUCUACCGCAACUCCAUGCCGGCCUCCAGCUUCCAGCAGCAGAAGCUGCGCGUGUGUGAGGUUUGCUCCGCCUACCUCGGCCUUCAUGACAACGACCGCCGCCUAGCCGACCACUUUGGCGGGAAACUACAUCUAGGUUUCAUCGAAAUCCGUGAAAAACUUGAAAAACUGAGGAAAGCCGUAACGGAGAAACAGGAGCGCAUGCGGAUGAAAAGAAGAGAGGAGCGGGACAGAGAAGAGGAGAGAGCAAGAGAGUGGGAGAUGGAGAAAGAGAGGGAGAGGGAGCGUGAACGUGAGAGAGAAAGAGAGAGAGAGCGGGAGAGGGAGCGAGACAGAGAGAGGGAACGCAGGAGGGAUGUAGGGAGCUCAUCAUCUCAUCACUCUCGUCGACACCGUGAGGAUGGAGAGAGGGAAAGAGAGAGGAAACACAGACACAAAGAUCGCCAUCGCUCUCGCUCUCACUCACACAGAAGCAAAAGGAAGAGGUCUUCACACACCAGAGAUCAAGAGCCCUCUCUUUCUCAGGAGAGAUGGAGGGAGGGUGCACCAGAAGAGAGAUGGAGAGAUAACGGACGGAGGGAGAUGGAGAGAGAGAUAUCGCCCUCCUCCCCCGACAUGAACCGAAUGAGAGAGCGAGAGAGGUCCGUCUCGCUGGAGAGAGAGCAGCGCUCCAGUUCAGAGGAGAGAGAGUCAGGAGAGAUCUAGAACACAAUGAGAGAGAUACUUUACAUACUGUAGCCAUCAUUCCCUGUUCUGUCUCUUACCGCCAACACUGAUCUGUCAAUAACUGGAUAUCAGUGACACGCUCACUUCAAUCCAUCAAUCUGUUCACAGAAGAGUUUCUGGACUGAUAUGAGCUCUGUGUGUGUGUGUGAAAGAGAGAGAGAGAAUGUGUCUUUACCAUCUGGUUAUUCAUACAUCAGUGGAAGCCGAACGGCUACAGAGAGGAAGUCAGCCACAAUUGUCAGAUUGUGUAUGUGUGUAUGAGUGUGCGAGACCAGUAUAACGUUUAUUUGAGAUACAGAGAAUUCCUGAGACACAAAUACAACAGUUACACGCACAUGUGUUUAAAUCGUUCAUAAAUCCAUUCGUAUGUAAUUUUCCCUUUGAAUUGAAUUCAACAAUUACGUAAAAUGGCUUUAUGUACAAUUUACACAUUUCGUUCUGCUCAUUUUUUGUGCAUUAGAUCCCUUCGGCUUCAUUAAUGAAACGCAAGCAGAAAGAAUUGUAAAUUGUUCAUAAUCCAUUUGUACGUAAAUUGUGGCUUAAUGCAACAGUUUACGAAAGAUUUUUAUAAAUGGUUUAAAAUUUGUUAAGCGCGUGUUUUGUGAACUAACGCCCAUUGGAUUGCUCUAGAUGGUCCAAAUUAGUUGGCAAACCAAAAUAAUAACAUGAUAAAAUGAGAGUAAGCGGAAAGAGUGAAUUUAGAAGUUGUUUAUUUUUUAUGUUGUGAAAAGGAAGUGGAUACCUGCCGGAAUAACUAAAACACAGCUGGGAGACUUUUGCUUGCUUUUUAAGCUGGCUUUUUGUUUAUUUUUAUUUUUUAAGAAUUAAUGUCCAUAAAUGGCAUUUUUGAUGUGGAUAUUAUUUUUCUCUAAUUUUUCCCUGCUUUCAUUUGAUAUGGAUUUAAACUGGGAGCUGAACUGAGCAGUAACCUGGAUUAAAAUGUGAUUUUCCACACAAAACAAACCACUUAUUUCACACGUUUGUAGCUUGGCUUACGAGCAAACUGUCUUUCAUGGUACCAUUAUGUGUGCUGAGUUUCUCUUUUCCCCUUUUUAAUCACUCUUUCAUUUUGCUGUGUUGAGAAGUUGUCUGGAAACUUCAUCUUGCCUUGCCAUUAUACUAUAAAACAAUAAAUGUGUUGCUUUCGUUGUUUAAACAAAGUGUUUGCGGUUUUCCUCUUUUUCAAAGUCCAUUUGAACAAAUAUUCCACGUAUAAAUACAUCAUGUCAUGAAGAAAAUACCAGUGUUUGAAAAUGGAGAUUUACGGUGAAAAGAGGCUUAAAUAUUGAUCUGUUUCUCACUCACACCUAUCAUAUCACUUCUGAAGACCUGGAUUAAACCACUGGAUCUUAUGGAUUACUUUUACGCUGCCUUUUUGGAGCUACAAAGUGCUGGUCACCAUCCACUUACAUUGUAUGGACCUACAGAGCUGAGAUAUUCUUCUAAAAAUCUUCAAUUGUGUUCUGCAGAAGAAAGAAAGUCAUA
Molecule: messenger RNA, 3213 nt
Organism: Myxocyprinus asiaticus (Chinese sucker)
Lineage: Eukaryota; Metazoa; Chordata; Actinopteri; Cypriniformes; Catostomidae
Product: putative RNA-binding protein Luc7-like 2
Exons: 9
Coding region: 490-1707 (405 amino acids)
Biological process (GO): mRNA splice site recognition
Cellular component (GO): U2-type prespliceosome; U1 snRNP
Molecular function (GO): mRNA binding
Source: RefSeq, a predicted model, not a curated record